This is a messenger RNA of Tricharina praecox, 816 nucleotides long. RefSeq lists its product as uncharacterized. The transcript has a single exon. NCBI's taxonomy places the organism in Eukaryota, Fungi, Ascomycota, Pezizomycetes, Pezizales, Pyronemataceae. Bases 166 to 708 code for a protein of 180 amino acids. The record is from RefSeq and is a predicted model, not a curated record.
GACCUGACACCAACAGGCAACAGGCAACAGGACCACCCCCCCGCGGCGGAUGAUGUGAAGGAAACCGGAUUCGCGGCCGGCGAGGAGGGAAGAACCUUGCUAUGUACCUAUCUGCUACCUAUCUGCUAUCUGUGAUGGGCCGGCGAAUGUUGGAGUGAGAUCCCUAUGCGGGGUCAUGGACUCGUGCCAAUCGAUAAUCUACAAGAAGUUGCUCUGGCGGGAGAGAGAGAGAGAGAACAGCAAUUAACUGUCGCAUACGGCCUUACUAGACUACCUAUGACGACCACCAACUUCCCGACCUUUCCUGCUAGUUGUUCCGGCGGGAGGGAGAGAGAGAUCUUCAAAUUGUUCCCGCGGGUAGGUAGAGGGGAGCGUCACUCGUCCAUGAGAACGAGUGAUAACCACCUCGACCUAUCUCGGAAAGGGAAGGGAAGGGAAGCACAAGCCCAUCCGUCCGCCUCCCCCUCCCCCAUCGCAUCCCACAUAUGCCCGCACAUACAUACAUACAUAUGCUCCAUUCGUUCAGCACCAGUCCACAGUCCAGUCCAGCCCUUACGUUGGAAUCCAAUCCAGCUCACCGGUACGGCGGUACAUACAUACGUCCCGCCAUUCCAACCUCCAAGUUCCAACCAACCUACUUUGCCUAGAAGCCGGCGGCGCCCCUUGCUCCGGCGGCCGGGAGUGCUCGCGUGGAGUGGAGUCGGAUGAAUCGAAGGGGGAAGGGUUCCGGAGCGUUUCAUCUGGUCUGGCUGGCGACAUUAAGUCGGCGACGUCGGAUAUGUAUUGUGGAGUACGAACCGAGGAGUUCGUCGUACG